CUGCAACUAUUUCAUCAAUCUCUCCACAAGCUUCCAAACAACUAGAAUUAAUGGAAAGAGAGAUUUGCAAGGUUUAUUCUUCUCCUUGUGGACGAUGAAACAGAAAUUGUUCUCCCUGACGUUAAUGGGUGUCUCUCUAGUAGUAUUUCUCUGCCGCUCCCUUAAAUCAUUAACAUUCCUAUGGCACCAAUAGUAGUAGAUCCAACUUCCUCAUAUAAACACCAGAAUCCAGAUCACUCAGCGAGAUUUAGUUUCUUAUUUAUUAUAAAUCCAUGGCUCAUCAAGUAGUUGAGACGACCAAGCAGUACUACAGUCAAUACGGGUCGACGUUGGUGGGUUGUCCGAAAUGACCAUGGUUCCUUCUGCACAUCAUCAAAACUUAUCCAGACAACAACAACAACACCCCCAUCUCCACGGUGGUUAUGGUGGCUGCGGUGCCAAUUAUUACAAUAAUACGGCGCCAGACGACGAGAGCUUUGGUGGUCUUCUUAUGAGUCAAGUAGAGGAAGGUGGUUAUGAUCAGUAUAGUUAUUGUAAUAACAAUAAUAAUUCUAUUACUGAUCAAUCUUACUUAUUAGCAUCUUCUGAUGUAGUAGUGAUUAAUGGUCCAAUGGCUGAAGAUGAAUCAAGAACUAACAGUCUUAACAACGAAGCUGAAGCCGAAGCGGGGUCAAGUUCUAAAGCUCUUGUAGAUGAAGAUCAGAGAGACGACAGAUGGCUUCAAUUGAGUAUAGGCGGCCACAACGCUACCAGUGCAGACGUCCAAGCUCCCGAAACGAGAAGCUUGUUAAGGGGUUCAUCAUCGGCAUCGGGAUUGAUUGAGCUUGAUCUCUUAUCAGCAAAUAUAUCGUCGCCGUCGUCUUCAACGUCAUGGCAAUUUCAGUUGCAACAAGCAGCCAGGUCUUCUAUGACUCCCAUGUUUCAUGUUCCCGAUCAUCACCAUCAAAUUCGUGUUCCUAAUUUCAGCACUAAUAUGAUGAGCACUACGUCUAAUUUAUAUUUUCAACACCCUGGAAUCGGAAUGGGAAUGAGUAGUUCUUUGCUGCCGAGCUUUCCUCAACACCAGCACCAGGAGGUUAACUGGGGAUUUAGGCCAUUGAUCCCUCAUCAUAAUAAUCAUAUAGGGAAUAGUGCUUCUACUUCUUCCUCUUCGUCUUCUUUUAUACAACUCGAACCAUCAUCCUCCACCUCAUAUUUUGCACGCCCAUUUCAACUUCAACAUCAUUAUCUUCAUCAUGGUGGUGGCGCUGGGCCGAGCUUAGAUUUCAGAGUUGUUGAUCCUCCGAGGAGGCCCCAGUCUGGCAUCUGGUUUAUGCUGCAAGCUUCGCAAAAUCAAGAAAAAGAGCCGUUCUUGCCCCAGAUACCUAAAAGCUACCUCAGAAUCAAGGAUGGAAGGAUGACAGUUCGAUUGAUUAAGAAAUAUCUGGUUAAUAAGCUAAGACUUGACAGCGAAUCAGAGGUAGAGAUAACAUGUAGAGGACAGCAGCUUCUACCUUUCUUGACGUUGCAGCAUGUAAGAGAUAAUAUAUGGAGUCUAAGGGACGCAGCAGCGGCAUCACUCACUUUGCUUCCACUUCCAGACUCCACCUCCACAACCACAGAUGACCAUGUCAUGGUGCUGCACUAUGCUAGGACGUCGUUGUCUUCUACAACUGCUUGAUUAAUUAAUUCAAACUUAAUUUUCCCCAAAAUUUAUUGAUUAAUCGGGUCCGAUGAUGUAUCAUUGUUUAUUUAAUUAUGCAAACCCCUCAUCUUUUUUUUGGCAUCAUAUAUAUAUUUUUUAAGUUAUAAUUAGCGGUGUUCUUCUUUUUGUG
Messenger RNA from Argentina anserina (silverweed cinquefoil), 1814 nucleotides. RefSeq lists its product as uncharacterized. Lineage: Eukaryota; Viridiplantae; Streptophyta; Magnoliopsida; Rosales; Rosaceae. Bases 347 to 1660 code for a protein of 437 amino acids. Gene Ontology annotation, biological process: multicellular organism development. The transcript has 4 exons. The record is from RefSeq and is a predicted model, not a curated record.